Molecule: messenger RNA, 1415 nt
Organism: Leptosomus discolor (cuckoo roller)
Lineage: Eukaryota; Metazoa; Chordata; Aves; Leptosomiformes; Leptosomidae
Source: RefSeq, a predicted model, not a curated record
AUGUGGAAAGUGGAUGAUACAGUGGUUGCUAUUCCUUAUGGAAGCAGGCAAGUUCGCCUCGUGCUGAAAGGACCUGACCAUUUAUAUUUGGAAACCAAGACCCUCCAAGGUGUGAAGAGUGAAAACAACCUCAGCUCCACAGGCUCCUUCCUUGUGGACAAUUCUAGCAUCGACUUCCAGAAGUUUCCUGACAAGGAGAUAUUAAGAAUAUCUGGGCCUCUUGCUGCAGACUUCACUAUCAAGAUCCAUUAUGCCGGUGCUGCCGACAGUUCAGUUCAGUUUAUCUUCUAUCAACCUAUCAUUCAUAGAUGGAGGGAAACUGAUUUUUUCCCUUGUUCAGCAUCUUGUGGAGGAGGCUAUCAGCUGACAUCUGCUGAAUGUUUUGAUCUGAGAAGCAACCGGAUAGUAGCAGAUCAAUACUGUCACUAUUAUCCUGAAAAUAUCAAGCCAAAGCCAAAACUUCAAGAAUGUAAUCCGGAUCCUUGUCCUGCAAGUGAUGGAUACAAGCAGAUCAUGCCCUAUGACCUCUACCAUCCCCUUCCUCGCUGGGAAAGUACACCCUGGACUGCCUGUUCCUCAUCCUGUGGAGGAGGCAUUCAAAGCCGCAGCAUCUCAUGUGUGGAAGAAGAUAUUCAGGGGCAUAUCAGCCCUGUGGAAGAAUGGAAAUGCAUGUAUACUCCAAAGAUGCCUGUUGUCCAGCCUUGUAAUAUAUUUGACUGCCCAAAGUGGCUUGCUCAGGAGUGGUCUCCGUGCACUGUGACCUGUGGACAAGGACUCAGAUACCGUGUGGUCCUUUGCAUUGAUCACAGGGGGAUGCAUAUAGGAGGCUGUAGUCCUAAAACAAAGCCACACAUAAAAGAAGAAUGUAUCGUACCCACACCUUGCUACAAACCCAAAGAGAAACUUCCUGUGGAAGCAAAGUUGCCAUGGUAUAAGCAGGCUCAAGAGCUGGAGGACAGAGCAGUGGUGUCUGAAGAACCAUCGUUUAUUCCUGAGGCUUGGUCCACUUGUAGUGUCACCUGUGGAGUGGGCAGCCAGGUGCGGCUUGUGAAAUGUCAAGUGCUCCUCUCUUUCUCUCAGUCUGUGGCUGACUUGCCCAUCGAUGAAUGUGAAGGACCCAAACCUGCGUCUCAGCGAGCCUGUUACAGUGGUCCCUGCAGUGGGGACGCAACCGAAGAUACCCCAGAGGAAACUGAGCUGUUGUAUGGCAGCUUGCAGGAGUUUGAUGAGCUCUAUGACUGGGAAUAUGAGGGCUUUACUGAAUGUUCAGAGUCCUGUGGAGGAGGUGUCCAGGAGGCUGUGGUGACCUGCCUGAACAAACAAACCAGGGAGACUGUGGACGAGACAUUGUGUGUAACCAGCCGCCGUCCUCCACAGCUGCUGAAAGUCUGUAGCCUGGACCCUUGCCCCCCAAG